CAUUACAAGGGACAAAUUUUCUUCGACGAAGGAGUGAGCGAUGAAGUGUUUGAGCAGGCCGCAUACCAAGGAAGUGGACACACUCGCACCCAUAACGACGAAGAUGGAAUCUUAGAGCAGGCGAAUACUGGUGGCUAUAGUGCAUUUGCGGAAAUUGAGAAAUUAGGCGAAACGCUCGAUGACGGCCUCCUGUACGUACAGUCGGCUACCCCUCACUGGCACGACCCCAGUCAGUGGUACAAAUGCAGUUUGUACCUCUACGCUGUACCGGGGCGAUAG
This is a messenger RNA of Acaulospora colombiana, 279 nucleotides long. The record is from the annotation of a GenBank genome assembly. NCBI's taxonomy places the organism in Eukaryota, Fungi, Glomeromycota, Glomeromycetes, Diversisporales, Acaulosporaceae.